Exophiala mesophila is the source of this 3595-nucleotide messenger RNA. RefSeq lists its product as uncharacterized. Gene Ontology annotation, biological process: rRNA processing; tRNA export from nucleus. NCBI's taxonomy places the organism in Eukaryota, Fungi, Ascomycota, Eurotiomycetes, Chaetothyriales, Herpotrichiellaceae. Bases 110 to 3532 code for a protein of 1140 amino acids. The transcript has a single exon. The record is from RefSeq and is a predicted model, not a curated record. Gene Ontology annotation, cellular component: UTP-C complex; CURI complex; small-subunit processome.
CCUCGUCAGUCACAACACACCUGAAAUCCAUGGCUCUCUGAGAUCUCUUAUUUCUUCAUGGGAUCUUCUUGGAACUUGGACCACCAAACUCAAUGACUCUUCCGGCACCAUGUCUGUGAACGACGUUGAUACAAACGGCCACUCGCCAAAGAGGCGCAAAGUCAGCCACGAGGCUAAGCAAAGCAAAGAGAAAUCAGGAUCAUUGCAGGAAGGUGCUCAAGAUUCCAAUGAGCCUUUGCCUUCCGCUCGUCAAGUAUCCAAUCACAAGCCUCGGUCAAACAGUUUCACCAAAAUGAAAGCUGCUGCUCUGCCGGCGGGAGGCGUCAGCAAAUCUUCCAUAAUCGCUCUACAAAUUUCGGACCUGAGUACAGAAGUAACGCCCGAAUAUGAUAGCCUCCGACACAAGUGGACUCCGGUUGUCCGCAACCUAGAGUCUGUCAUCAAACAAAUCCCAGAGAGAAAGCCGAUCUCUGGAACUGAAGCAGCAAAAUCAUUUCGCAAACAAGGCAUCACAAUCCCCUUCCCUGAACCUCGGCCUACCAAAGACACAAAUUACAAGUUCGAGUUCAAACCACCAAGCUCGAUCAAGACCCGCGGUGCUCUAGUGGACAACCUUAGUGUCAAGCAUGAGAACUUGAUUGACAUUCGGGUGAUCAUGCCGGAGUCUCUGUUUCAGGAAAAGGACUAUCUCAACAACAGGGCAUUCCACAAGGCCGCAUUCUACCUGUCAUGUAUUGCGCUAUCUCUCAAAGAAAGCUAUCCCAAAGAAUUUGACUGGUCAUUUUCCCACCAACACGAUCUAGACCUUCUGCCUAUCGUUUGCCUAAUACCAAGAGAUCCUCAGCUUGCCAAAUUCACCUUUCAAAUUUCUGUCGGCUUUCCCAGUGCAGUCAUUCCUAUCGAAAAGACUUCUCCAACCAAGGUUUGCUUGAGGAAUUCUACGGUGUCCGACGAUGAGAGCGACAGGAAACCAGUCCCAGUCUAUAAUGGUGCCAUUCGUUAUGCAGCAUCAUCUUCAUCUUUGGCCGAAAGGACCAAACUCAGUCGGAGCCCGGCAUUUGACGAAAGCUGUCGAGUUGCGCAAAUCUGGCUGCGACAACGAGGCUUCUCCAGCGCGAUCAGCGAAGGUGGAUUUGGCUUUGAUGAGUGGUCACAUAUUUGCGGUCUCCUGCUACAACAAGGGGGCCACCGAAACCAUCCACUUUUCUCAAAGCAAUACAGCAGUCUCCAGUUCCUAAAAGCAAUGCUACAAAUUCUAGCCGUCCGAGAUCUUCGAGAUCCUUGGAUCAUUGGAGACAUCAAGGUUGAAAUUCCACGAUCAGACGUGCCAGUAUUGUACGACGUCACGAAUGGAUUUAAUGUCCUGUACAAGAUGACGCCUUGGUCGUAUGAGCGAUUGAGGCAUCAUGCUCAACUCUCUCUGACUGCACUCAAUACCAAGCAUCAAGAUAACUUCGAGUCCAUCUUCUUGUUUAAAGUUGCCGAACCAUUUUUGCAGUACGACGAAGUAUUGUCCAUCAACAUCCCGGGGAAGUCUUUCGCUUCCACCGCAGAACGAGUUCAGUAUCUGCAGAGAUUAUACAGUGUUAUCUCACGCGGUCUUGGUGACCGCACUAAUUUGAUCAACUUCACUUUCCCCAAGGCUCAAACAUGGCCCUUAAAACACGAUCACGGAGCAUCUACUACGGACAUCCAGGUCGAGGUCGGGCUGCUCAUCAAUGCCGAUAACAUCACUCGUCUAGUGGAUCAUGGCCCGUCCGCUGACGAGCAACAAGAAGCAGCAGAGUUUCGGGAGUUUUGGGGAGAGAAGGCCGAAUUACGACGCUUCAAGGACGGAAGCAUAUCAGAAAGUCUUGUCUGGUUGCCGGGAACUCCUGUCACACUCCAAAUCAUCAAGCACCUUGUUCUACAGCACUUUAAGCUGUUGCCAAGUUCAGUGACCCGUCGAAGUCGAGAUCUACAGUCAGAUCUUCUUGAGGAAGCAGACGCCGUGUCAACCAAGGAUGCCUUCCGUCUCAUAAACAACACCUAUCAGAGCCUGACUUCGACACUACAUGGCCUGCAAGGUCUUCCUCUUCCUAUACGCUCAAUCUCUCCUGCAGAUGCAGCACUGCGCUCUUCAACGAUCGACAACCCCCUGAUCCCACCAGCGUCCAAACCAAUCGAUAUUUUAAUCCAGUUUGAUUCCUCCGCUCGUUGGCCUGACUCUCUCCCAGCGAUACAACAUACCAAGAUCGCUUUCCUGCUAAAAGUGUCAGAACUGCUUUCAUCAUCAGACCAGACGCUGACAACCCGCAUCGGACUCGAAAACACUACUCAAGCAACAUCCGGGUAUUUCAACACCUCCUUCCUCGACAUCAUCUAUCCAUCUGGCGGCCCCGGAAUCUCACCAAUCUGUUUCCGCGCCCGUAUCCUCCACGAUCGAGAAUCCCACCUCUUGCAAACCGCCCUAUCAGACAAAACAUUGCACGGCUCGGUCCGCGAUUCCAUCAACACCGCACUAACAGAAUAUAAGAGCGCGUUUCUCGCCUCACCGAUCCACACCACCACUAUCCGUACACUGUGCACACGAUUUCCGCCUCUUUCAGGCACAAUACGACUCCUGAAGAAAUGGAUCUCAUCGCACCGAUUACUCGACCACAUCCCACCAGAGAUCCUCGAGAUUUUAGCCGCGCAAACAUUCCUCCAGCCGACCCCUUGGGCCGCACCGGGUUCAUGCACCACUGCAUUCCUCCGUUGUCUUCACCUACUGUCGCGAUGGGAUUGGACGACCGCACCACUAGUGGUAGAUUUGAGUCUCGGACAGGAAAUGUCGAGUUCGCAGGUCGAUGUCAUCAAGACGAGGUUCCAAGCUUGGAGGAAGCUGGAUCCUAGUUUCAAUAAAGUCGUUUGGUGUGUUGGCACGAACUUGGACGAGACGGGGACGGUGUGGACGGGUAAUGGACGUGUUGAGAGGGUGGUGGCGUCGCGCGUGCGCGCUUUAGCUAGCGCCGCGAUCGACCGAGUGAGGAGCAGUCAUGAAGACGGGAUGGAUGCCGGUAGCUGGGACGGCUUGUUCGUCGGUGACCUAGAAAACUACGACUUCAUUAUCCGAUUGAAGCGGUCUGUCACCGGCAAUGCGAGAUCAAAACGCAGGAGAAGCAGUGCCGGCGAGGCUGUCGACAGUGUGGUCGAGUAUAAGAACUUGCAGAUCGGCGAGGCUUUGGAUAUCGACUCGAUUGGUUUUGAUGCCGUGCAGUUGUAUCUCGAGGAUCUGAGGUUUGUGUUUGGUCAUACGGCGCUGUUCUUCCAUGAUGGAUCUGCCGCUGGAGCGAACUCGGUGAUUGCGGGUCUGUGGAGACCUUCUGUCAAAGGAGAAAAGGAGUGGCGAGUUCGUUUGGGCUGGUCGAGCGUACCGCUUCCGAUCAAAUCUGGGGAUGGUGAUGAAGAGGAUGCCGAGAAGUUCAUGUGUACAUUCAAUGGAGACGCCGUCCUUGCUGAGAUGGCUGCUCUGGGUGAGGGUUUGGUCAAGGAGAUUAAAGGGAACGAGUAAGGACGGUAAAGGAGAAAACAUUAGCGAGAGAUACUGAUGUCUUAUACAAGAAUUCUUUUCUUG